AUUGGGCAGGCGGUUUUUCAGCUCGGCUAGCCUCCAGCCUCCCAGUUGUGUGUAUCGGAAUUAUGUAAGAACAACACUUCGCUCGCCCAUGGGCUGGCGUACGCGGGGCCAGUGUGUGACAGCCAGCCUGCAGUGUUGUUGUUGUUGUUGUUGCAUGCACAUAUGCAGCAGGCAUGAAACUCAACAAGACGAAGAGCCAUUGAAGAGAGGAUGUGCAUCUUCUUGAAACACAUCUUGUACCCCAUUUCUCACCGUCGAUUUGGAAGGACAGGCGACCAGGCAAGCGGUCGAGGGAUGCGGCCCAUCUUUGGCGAAUUACGUGUUCAAGAAGUCACAUAUGGACCGCUCCGUUUCGACCCAGUCCCUCGGCGCCAGACGCCCUGCGCCUCCUGGUAACGUCCGCAGCUCCCGUUUAUCCUCGUUACCGUCCUUCGUUCAAGAGGCGAAUAGCUCAGGGGGAGAGUCACAACUCAGAAGAAGCAGCAGCAGCUUAUUGGAGAGCCCAGAGAUAGAAUACAACCAGGCUGCUUCGCCUACAUCGGCCGGUGGCAUCACCCCUGGCGGCCGCCCUCGCACUGAGAGCGUCGCUUCAUCAGCAUCUGGCGGACCCUCGCGCUUGAUACCCUCCUCGUCCGAUAUGGAGCCUUCCAACAGCUUGGGAAAGGGGAUGGACCUGACCGAGCGGCCGAGCUCACCUGACAACAUUCGUAAUGGCAUGCCUUCCUCGCCGGUGUCUUCGAUCAAUGGUGGAGCUCCUCUAUCACCUCCCUCGCCUGUACGACGCAGUGCUGGCGCAGGAGCAGCUCUCGGCGAAAUAUCUCUGGAUGACCUCAGGAAUGCGCUCGAAGGCGUAAGCAGAGAUGACUUGCUGAUUGCUCUUGGCCGGACGAAGCACCAAAUCGACUUGUCUGAGGCAGAAAAAGAGGAGCACCUGCUUCACAUAGAGACGCUUCAGUCUCAUCUGUCAGACCUUAGUGAUCGCUUCUCAGGUGCCCAGUCCGACAUUGACAUGUUGCACGCCCAAAUUGCGGCCCAGGAGGAAAAGAUGGAGGAGAUGGCCAAAGAUCAAGAGCGGCUUGAGGACGAGCUCUACAGCAAAACUGGUGUAUUGGACCGCUUGCGAAAGCAGCUAGACGAGUGCGAGAAAGGCCGUGCUGAGGCAGAGAGGCGAUAUGCAGAUCAGAGCACCACCUUGGACAAGGAGAGACAGUACUACAAUGACGCAGAGGCCCUGGUGAAGUCUCAAAAGACGAACAUUCAGUCACAAGUCGACAAGCUCUCCAAGCAGAACAGUCAGCUGAUGAAGGAGAACGAGCGCAUGUUGAACCAGUUGACGAGGCUCAAAGCGUCACAGAAGGGUGCAAAUGAUCCUGACGUCAUUGCGGAUCCCUCCUUGCAAGACACAAAGGCUGAUGGAUCUGAAGAUGCUCGUUUCGAGGAGGACGCGGAGGAUGCCGAGCAAGACGAAAACAAUGAACACGAUCGAAGCGCCCCGAAUUCAGGUGAUGUCCGAAACUCAGUCGGCAAAAGAUCACUGCAAGACGAAGCCGAGGCCGCGCAGUUGCGCGACGAGCUCGAGUCGAUGCAGCGCAGCCAUACGAGUCUGCAGCAGACGAUGCAGCGGUUACAAAUGGAGAUCAAGGAGCUCAAAAAUGCUAACAAGGAUCUGCGUGAUCAGAACGAGACUUUCCAAGGCGUACUGGAGGAACGCACUUUUAGCGGAAGUCUGCUCAAGAAUAGUGCGUUGCUUCGCAGUGCCGGCGCACUGGACGCGGCUAGCGAGAUGAGCAGCACUAUUGACGGCGAUAGCGACGAAGAACCCAUGGACAAAGAGACCGAGACCGAUGACACCAGGCUAUCGAUCGACGACGUUGAUGAUGUCGAUGACUUGCCGAUUACGCCAAAGAGUGCGACCAGUUCUAGCAACAAGAGCAAGCGCCGGAGUGCAGCCGUUCGGACGGGACGGGAUGGAAGACAGGAGUUGUCUACCGAAGACGGGUUCGUCGCGCCUCUACCCACGGAUCUGGGCAGUGAGCUUGAGCAGGUUGAAGGCGAGGAUGCAGAAGAAGGUGACGGAAAUGAGGAGGCUCGCAAGGCGAGGAACAUAGAGAAGCGGCGGAAGAGGGCUGGCACGCUGUCCAAAGAUGUCAAAGAGCUACAAGACGAAAUCCUCUCUUUGCGCGACGCAAACAAAGGUCUCACACUCUAUGUGUCCAAGAUCCUCGAUCGCAUCAUUGCUCGCGAGGGCUAUGAGAACAUUCUUGCCAUUGACCCGGAACACAAGCGCACGAUGCGGGGCGCAUCCGGUGCGGGCACGCUCGGACGCAGCCGCACGAAGCGAUCAUCGGUUUUGCCCAUCAACAAGAGUCCUGAGGCCGGCAGAGGGUCGUCAUCGGAGGUAUACCAACCGCCGGCCGGCCAAAGUAAGCGACACAGCGUCGGGUUGCUCGGCUACAGUCGCGCUCCUGGGCAAGGGCCGGCACCCACUGCUGCGCCCGAGGUGGGGCCUCGGUACGCGCCAAAGCGCACGACGUCUGUCGAUUGGCGCGGGCUCCUGCCGAGCGCCAUUGGUGGCACCUCGAGCACAUCCAGCACGAAUCAGUCCAACUUCCGACCACUGGCAUUGCAAUCGGCGCUGGUAUCGCGCCAAAGCUCGGCCGGCUCGUCGAGCGUAGCGCGCAAAGUCGAGUCGCACGAGGAGAUGGAGGAUGACAACGACAUUGCUGAGCGGGAGCGCAUCCGCGCGUCGCUGCAGCUCCAAGGCAUCGUCACGCCCGCGCACCAGCUCAAGCAGGUCCCGCUGAGUCCAUCAAUCGGCGGCCACACGUCUGAUCGCAGGUCGAGUCCUCUGAUGUCAGCCGGCCACCGCGCCCCAGGCCCAUGGGGCGGCUUCCUGUCACGCGUCAUGUCCACAUCAACUUCUGUGACGACUGCCCCGUCUCCGAAUCUUUCGCAGUCGGGUGGGCAAUCGCCGGCGGCGGACAGCAGCAACACAGCCGGCUUCAUGGGCCCGCGCCUGACGACAUUCGACGACCCCACGCCGGCGCGGCCGCAAGUCGGGAGCGAGGUCAGCGCCGGCUCAGGCAAGCGCAUGCAGGUGACACAGACGGGCGCUUCCGGCGCCGGGCCGACGGAGCUGCUGCCGCGCAUGUCAGCCCGGCGGGCGGGGAGCAGCGGCGCAGCAGCAGUAAAGGCGCUCGGCGGCGGGUCCGAUGCGGGUAACAUAUCGUUCGCGAGCCGCGCCGGCUCGGUCGCGGGCGACGAAUCAUACGCGCAGGCUGCCUCGGCGGACGGCACUGCUGGGGUGCGAGGAGGGCCAGAGGAGGAGGUGGAGGAGGCAGAGGAGGAAGAGCCCGGUUGGAAAAAGGCGCUGAAGCGCGUGUCGCUGCUCGCGCGCUCUGUUCCGGUCAAUAACACAGGCGCGCAGUAGGGGGGGGGGCGUGCCUCUCAAUGCGGUAAUCCACACGGUCACGGCACACCGG
Tilletiaria anomala UBC 951 is the source of this 3482-nucleotide messenger RNA. RefSeq lists its product as uncharacterized. The record is from RefSeq and is a predicted model, not a curated record. The transcript has 4 exons. Bases 338 to 3430 code for a protein of 1030 amino acids. NCBI's taxonomy places the organism in Eukaryota, Fungi, Basidiomycota, Exobasidiomycetes, Georgefischeriales, Tilletiariaceae.